AUGGUCGCCCCGGAAUUGCGCCGGCAGGUCAUCAAUGUAUACAAAGAACUUCUUUGGCUAGGACGCGAAUAUCCUCUGGGAUACAAAUAUUUUCGAGAUCGGCUCCAUCGUGCGUUUGCAGGCCAAGCUCAUCUCCAGGAUGAGGAGCAGAUCCGAAAGGGGAUUGCUAGGGCGGAAUUUGUAAAGAAAGAAGUCGAAGCAUUGUACUAUUUGAAGCGGUACCGAACACUGAAAAAACGGUAUGAAACCGCAUAA
Penicillium pulvis is the source of this 255-nucleotide messenger RNA. Its product is annotated as electron transfer flavoprotein regulatory factor 1. Gene Ontology annotation, biological process: respiratory electron transport chain. The coding region runs from base 1 to 255 and encodes 84 amino acids. The record is from RefSeq and is a predicted model, not a curated record. Gene Ontology annotation, cellular component: mitochondrion. The transcript is spliced from 4 exons. Lineage: Eukaryota; Fungi; Ascomycota; Eurotiomycetes; Eurotiales; Aspergillaceae.